This is a messenger RNA of Carcharodon carcharias (great white shark), 1732 nucleotides long. RefSeq names its product RAB7a, member RAS oncogene family (gene rab7a). Bases 161 to 784 code for a protein of 207 amino acids. Gene Ontology annotation, biological process: endosome to lysosome transport; phagosome-lysosome fusion. The record is from RefSeq and is a predicted model, not a curated record. NCBI's taxonomy places the organism in Eukaryota, Metazoa, Chordata, Chondrichthyes, Lamniformes, Lamnidae. Gene Ontology annotation, cellular component: lysosome; phagocytic vesicle; late endosome. Gene Ontology annotation, molecular function: GTP binding; GTPase activity. The transcript is spliced from 6 exons.
CUCACGGCUGAUAAGCGACCGAGUCGGAGCCACAGCUUCGCCAGCGAGAGGAAGGUGGAUAGACAGCUCGGAGAAUCACACAUACAUACACACACAUAUAUAUAUAUAUAUACACACACACACACACACACAUAACCCCCUCCCGUUUCAGCUUUAAAAGAUGACAUCUAGGAAGAAAGUUUUGCUGAAAGUCAUCAUCUUAGGAGAUUCAGGGGUAGGGAAAACCUCAUUGAUGAACCAGUAUGUAAACAAAAAGUUCAGUAACCAGUAUAAGGCAACAAUAGGGGCAGACUUUCUAACCAAGGAAGUGAUGGUGGACGAUCGAUUGGUGACAAUGCAGAUCUGGGAUACAGCAGGACAAGAGCGGUUUCAGUCAUUGGGCGUGGCAUUCUACAGAGGAGCUGAUUGCUGUGUGCUGGUCUUUGAUGUAACAGCGCCCAACACAUUCAAAACCCUUGAUAGCUGGAGGGAUGAGUUUCUCAUUCAAGCUAGUCCACGAGAUCCAGAAAACUUCCCAUUUGUUGUCCUUGGAAACAAGAUAGAUUUGGAAAACAGACAAGUCACUGCAAAAAGAGCACAGGCAUGGUGUCAGAGCAAAAAUAACAUCCCAUAUUUUGAAACCAGCGCAAAGGAGGCAAUAAAUGUGGAACAGGCUUUUCAAACAAUUGCACGGAAUGCACUUAAACAGGAAACUGAAGUGGAGCUCUACAACGAAUUCCCAGAACCAAUCAAACUAGACAAGAACGACCGGGCAAAGACUUCAGCAGAGAGUUGCAGCUGCUGAGUGUGGGAGGGGUGGUUUCCACAAAUCAGGCCUUUGACGCAGUCCUCAUCCUGCCCUCCCCCUUCCUUCAACCAUAAGCCAAGAUUCCUUCAUGCACCUUGCGUAGUGCCAGUGUGCGCACAAGGAAGAGCUGCAUCUAAUUAGCAGAGCUGUUGUAUAACUGGUAGUAACAUUGGAAGGAAAAGCAAAUGUAUACUGAACUAAGUUUAUUGUCUGAAGACCCAUGUUUUACAAUUGUACUGUAAAAUGAAUAAUUAAUAAUUUUUAAGUCUGUUCUGUCUGAAGGCAAGAACUGGAAAUGGCCAUUGUUCUCCAACUUUUUUUUCGAACCCAGUUCUUGGAGAUGACCUGAGCAAAGCCAUCUUGCUGUGGAUUGUGUUCACCCUGUUCCUUAUCUGCUCCCUAUUUAGUGUUGCACAUUGCCUCCCAGCUCAAGGAUGAGCCCAUUUUAAACCCACACUUACUGAUUUAAAUCUUGGGAUAAGGGGAAUGAAAUGCUAAAUGGGCACCAGCAAUUCUUGGAGAUGGCAUGACCAGUUCAGUACUUUUUUAUUGGCAAUUAAAAGUCAAUGAUGGUAACUUUGGUCCAAUAAGUUUAUCAAAACUGCUUUAUCUUUGUCUGGGUUUCAGUUAAGUGUUCUUAAAUUGAUUUACUUAACAUGCUUGUACUGUAUGCAAAAAUCAGUAUUAAGUUAAUUAGAAAGUCCACUUGUUUUGUAGCCUGUAGCUACCCAUUGAGAUUAGUAACAUGAAGUUACUUUUGAACAGACUUGCCAAUAGCAUGUCUGGUAUUAGUGACUACUUGCCAAAGUUACUAGUCUUGCUUCUUAGCUUAAAAUUUCAACACUUCAGUGUACUUCCUAAAAGGUUCAUAUUCUAGUAAGUGCAACAAAUUUCUGUAAUCAUGAUAUUGCCAAUAAAUAGAACAGGAGUGACUGUGGUGUUUGA